GCCGCCAUUUUGGCUUUGAGUUUCUCUCAUUUGCCAGCAGCGGCUGUUGCGCCGGGAGCUCCGUCCUCCUUCUCCGUUUCUGAAUCGCGACAAAGGCAACAAGGAGCCCCGCGAAGGCACCACCAUGUCGGCCAACAGGAACCUGAAGCAAGUGAGGAUCGAGAACAGCUCCCCGGCGGGCGCGGCGCCGAUGAGCCUGGUGGGCGGCGGGAGCGUGAAGGGCCUGCGGGGCCUGGAGCCGAUGCCCAUGCCUGCCCUGCCGCCCCCUCCCCCGCCGGAGAGCGAGAAGGCCGGCCAGGAGCAGGAGCAGGGCGGCCCGGGCAUCACCGUCGACAUCAAGAGCUUCCUCAAGCCCGGCGAGAAGAGCUACACGCAGCGGUGCCGCCUCUUCGUGGGGAACCUGCCCACCGACAUCACCGAGGAGGACUUCAAGCGCCUCUUCGAGCGCUACGGGGAGCCCAGCGAGGUCUUCAUCAACAGGGACCGCGGCUUCGGAUUCAUCCGCCUGGAAUCUAGGACCCUGGCUGAGAUCGCGAAGGCAGAACUUGAUGGAACUAUUUUGAAGAGUAGACCACUCCGAAUUCGAUUUGCUACCCAUGGAGCUGCUUUAACAGUAAAGAAUCUUUCACCGGUUGUUUCCAAUGAGCUUCUGGAGCAAGCUUUCUCUCAAUUUGGCCCUGUGGAAAGAGCGGUGGUUGUUGUAGAUGAUCGUGGCAGGGCAACGGGGAAAGGUUUUGUAGAGUUUGCGGCAAAACCUCCAGCUCGUAAAGCUUUAGAAAGAUGCAGUGAUGGAGCAUUUUUGCUAACAACGACUCCUCGACCUGUUAUUGUAGAACCUAUGGAACAAUUUGAUGAUGAAGAUGGGCUGCCUGAGAAAUUAAUGCAAAAAACACAACAGUAUCAUAAGGAGAGAGAACAACCGCCGCGUUUUGCUCAGCCUGGAACAUUUGAAUUUGAGUAUGCUUCACGAUGGAAGGCUCUUGAUGAAAUGGAAAAGCAACAGCGGGAACAAGUUGAUAGAAACAUUAGAGAAGCUAAGGAGAAACUAGAAGCUGAAAUGGAAGCAGCUCGACAUGAGCACCAGUUAAUGCUGAUGAGACAAGACCUAAUGAGACGUCAAGAAGAACUGAGACGUUUAGAAGAACUUAGAAAUCAGGAACUGCAGAAACGGAAGCAAAUACAAUUGAGACAUGAAGAAGAACACAGGCGACGAGAAGAAGAGAUGUUGCGUCAGAGAGAACAGGAGGAAUUGAGGAGACAGCAGGAAGGAGGAUAUAAGUCAAACUUCAUGGACAACCCUGCCUUUCCUUCAGUGAGCUCAGACAAGAAUCCAUACUUCCUCUCCACUUUAUCGUCACAACAGCUCUAUCAAAGAGAACAGGAAAUGAGAAUGGGUGAUAUGGGUCCUCGUGGAGCAUUAAACAUGGGAGAUGCCUUUAGCCCAGCACCUGCUGGUACCCAAGGUCCUCCUCCACCACCUCCAAUGAUGGGUAUGAAUAUGAACAACAGAGGAGCAUUGCCUGGCCCUGCAAUGGGCCCUGGUCCUUCCUUGGGUCCAGAAGGAACUGCAAACAUUGGAACCCCAAUGAUGCCAGAUAAUGGAGCUGUGCAUUCUGAGAGAUUUCCUCAAGGAGGCCCACCGCAAAUGGGUUCACCUAUGGUUAGUAGGUCAGGCUCUGAAACUCCUCAGCCAGCUAUGGGUGGUGUAGGUGCUGUCAGUAGCGGACCCGGUGGCUUUGGUAGAGGAACCCCAGGGGGCAGCUUUGACGGACCUAACAAGCGGCGCAGAUACUGAAACCUUUAUUUCAUAUUAUUGAGAAAACUGAAUGACUACCCGGUGUUAUGCCUUUAUAAUUUUAGCUGUUACUUUCAGAACGGUUUAAUUGUUAAUAUAGUCAUGAAAUUUUUUUUGUAAACUUUUGACUUUUGUAUUCACUCAUAGCCUUUAGUAUAGAGGAGAAAUAAUGUUUCAUUUUGUAUGUCAGUUGUUUGUGACUUCAGCAAAAUAUAAUGUGAACAUGCUGUGAAAUUUGUGAGUUACAUGCUUACAAUAAAAUAUAAAAUCAGUUUAAAUGGUUCUGAAACAUUGUUAUAAAUACUGUCCUUGACUUUAAUUGUGAGCAAUCAUUUUAAUUUUUUCAUUAUAAUGCUUGUCGUUUGAAAGAAAAAAAAUCUUUAUCCAUUGUUAACUGUAUGCAAAUGAAAAGUCUGCUUGCAGAACACAAGUAGAAUAGAUGCUGAGGCUUGAGCAACUUUAGAAUAAGUGAAACAUCCAGUAAGCCAUUGCAGAUUUGUUUUUAAAAUGUUACUUCUCACCGGUGUGUACAAAUCUAGUUAAUGGGAUUGUCAUCGUAAUGUAUCCUGUGUUCAACUCUCAAAUAAACACUUGAAAAACA
Anolis sagrei ordinatus is the source of this 2396-nucleotide messenger RNA. It is a transcript of the gene PSPC1, whose product is annotated as paraspeckle component 1. The record is from RefSeq and is a predicted model, not a curated record. Gene Ontology annotation, biological process: regulation of DNA-templated transcription. NCBI's taxonomy places the organism in Eukaryota, Metazoa, Chordata, Lepidosauria, Squamata, Anolidae. Gene Ontology annotation, molecular function: RNA binding. Gene Ontology annotation, cellular component: nucleus.